CAUUACGAAAACCGAACGUUAGGUCAACAGAACAGAUCAGAUUGAAUCGAAAAUCCGUCGCCGUCGGUCGGGUGCGUACGUGCGUAGAAAGCGCUGUUUUUUCCCGUGCCUUCGCGGAUUGUGGAUAAUUAUUACUGUGUUAUCAAUAGUAAUUUAUUGUUACACCUUGAGCGAAACAGCGGGUUGUCGUUUCCUCUUCCUGCUUUUCACUGUACCGUGGCUAUAAAUGUGUUUUAAAAGUGCUAGUGCUUUGUUAAAUAGCGAAAAGAAGUGGAGAUUUUAAAGUGAAGCUGCAAAGAAAAAGUUGUAAAAAUACAAUUUCGGGGCGUGUAAGCUGUCUGGAAGAGAAAAAGUGCUCUGGCGUCUGCAAAAAAAUAUUGAAUAUCUUGCCGAAACCGAAUCUGUUGGCAGCAGAAUAGUGUUGUAAAAGUUGAAAAUUUAGGUGGAACCGAAAGGAUUGCAGGCAGACAAGCUUCCGGAUCAUGGCGACUACCAGGACCGAGUCGAUGACGGUGCUUUAAAAUCAGCGACAGAGCAAAAGAACGAGACAAACUGAAUCUGGUAGAGAGCGACACGUAUCAAAAUGGAACCGAAAACCAUGGACCUCUACGAGUUUCUCGUAGAGUCGGAGUUACAGCAGUACUACAAUUCGUUAAAAAACGAUCUGAAAAUCACCACCAUCGUCCACCUCAAGUAUGCCACCGACGAGGACCUACGGCAGGUGUGUGGCCUAUCUCGGCCGGAAAUACGGCGCUUGCGGAAAUACUACGAAAAGUAUUUCCCCCACGGUUAUCUGAACAAGAUAAAGCGGUUGCUGCAGGCACCGAAAAAGGACGAGGGAGGCAUUGGCGGCAGUCCAGCGUCCAGUGUGGAACCGUUGCGGACGUGUCCUUCGCCGAGUAAGAUUCCCAACAACAAGCACAUCAUCCCGGCGGAUGCCAUUACCGUGAACAAACAGCUGGGAACGGGAGAGUUUGGGAUUGUCCAGCAAGGCGUUUGGACAAACGGAACCGAGCGGAUUCAGGUCGCCAUUAAGUGUCUGUGCCGAGAGCGGAUGCAGUCGAAUCCGAUGGAGUUUCUGAAGGAGGCAGCUAUCAUGCAUUCAAUCGAACAUGAGAACAUUGUGAGACUGUACGGAGUGGUGCUGGAUACAGAGUCGCUAAUGCUGGUGACUGAAUUGGCUCAUUUGAGAUCAUUGUUGGAAUGUCUCAAGGAUCCUGGGUUGAGAGUGAGCUUCCUAACGGUUCCAACGCUGUGCGAGUUUGCAGCACAGAUUUGCAACGGUAUGAUGUAUUUAGAGAACAAACGACUGAUUCAUAGAGAUUUGGCAGCCCGAAAUAUCCUAGUUUUUAGUAAGAAUAAGGUGAAAAUUUCCGACUUUGGUCUGUCGCGGGCGCUAGGCGUUGGCAAGGACUACUAUCAGACAAAUUUUAACGUGAAUCUUAAGCUUCCGAUUGCAUGGUGCGCUCCCGAAUGUAUAAACUUCCUUCGAUUUACAAAUGCCUCGGAUGUUUGGGCAUACGGUGUGUGUCUGUGGGAAAUCUUCUCAUACGGAUUUCAACCCUGGGCUGCCCUCACCGGCCAUCAAAUUCUUGAAGCCAUAGAUGAACCAAACUAUCAACGUCUAGAGAAGCCCGAAUGCUGCCCGAAAGAAUACUACUCACUAAUGCUCAAAUGCUGGCAACACGAUGCUGCUAAACGACCCAAAUUCUCCGAUGUCUAUCUGCUGCUGCCAGAUAUGAAACCAGAACAGCUGAAAACAAUCGUAUCCUUUAGCGAACCGAAAAAGGAUCAUCUCCUCUACCGACAGGGUGAAAUCAUCACCGUGCUGGACAGAAGCAGCAGCUCACCCUACUGGAAGGGUGUACUGAAUUCGGGUAAAACCGGCCUGUUUAAUCCGGCCAACACUGUUGCCUAUCUGGAUAGUCUUCCUUCGUCGAUUAACCGCGACAGUUUUAGUAGAACAUCGGAGCGAACUAGCAAGCGCAAGAUACGGACGGAUAUGAUCUCUCGGCCACAGAACGAUCUGAAGCACACCGGCCACGUGGGAAUCGAUGGGGCGUACUUUGGCGAUGUGGGUUUCAUGACCAGUCCGCAGAAUCUACCCCGACAGAUAGUGACCCCGUACAAACCAUCGGAAGAUUUGGAACAAACUCCGCUGCUGCUGCCACCCACACCCACCAGUCCGGAUUCGAUCCAAACGGCUAGUGGGUACUUCUCGGAAACGCUACAAACCGGCCAUCAAAACUUUGUGAAUGCUGGUGAAAACCACGACCAUUCAACAGUGGACAGCGGACUGGCGAGUACAUUCGAUUUUCGCAACAGUGGCUUCAAGGAUAGCAAUCCGUUCAUCAAUGCCGAUUCGAACGGGGAAGCGAACUUGCACAAUCAAACAAAAGGAACGAAAUCUUCCGACAAUCAGGACCCGCACGAGUAUCAUGAAAUAUCCGACGAUGACAUCCCCACGGAAAAGGUGUUCGAUCACGGAACGUCACUGCUGGACGAAAUGGAGUACAUGUUCAAAUCGAUGACGACGGCCUCCGAGCAACAGCAACAGCUGCCCCCGCUCUCGCCGGACGUGGAAAAUAUGAACAAGCGAAACGAACUGGCCGAACUGUCAUCUAAGCUCAAUCGCAAAAACAGCUCCAGUUCGGGAACUGUUAGUAAUAAGAGUGGACACAAAUCCAAGAAGAAAACCAGCACCGUCAAACCGAUUUCAGUAAAAGACGAAAGGUUACUAAACCAAGCCAUCGAGAUUGCCAAUGAAAUUAGUGCGAAAUCAAUGACGGACCUGGUUUCGGACUCAAGCCAGCAGACGUCCAGUCCAAAGCGGAAGUUUAGCUUCCGUUUCCCCCACAUUCACGGUGUGGUUGGCGGUAGCAGUGGGGGAAGUGGUGGUAGCGCUGGCAGCAGUCAUCACCACUCGUCCGGUUCGGGUUCGGCCGGGAUGGGAGGUGGUUCGGCUAGUGGUAGCCGUGGUAGUGGUUCCGAUAAAGACCAUCUGGCUUCGUCGUCGUCCGGGCAUCAUCACGGCAUCGGAACGUUGUCCAGUGCUUACCGGGAGAGGCGAAACUUUUCCGAGGAAGCCAAGAAUGUGCCGGAUUUGCAUCGCUACCGUUCGCUAACCGGUAUCGAAAGCUACCAACGAAACGACAUUCGCAUUCCGCUGUUCGACAAGGAAUCGUCAGAUUUCUGCUUCGAAAAAAGCCGUGAACUACUGAGCAAACCGUUCAACCUAGACAUAUCGACUGCAACGCUCGACAAUCGGCAUUUCGAUAAGAAAACACGUGACUUGAUAGGGGAGAAUCUGAUGGACAUUGAGAAGACGCUGAACGCACUGAACUUGGAUUUCCUUCAGACGUAUCAGGAGUUGGAAAAGGCUGACUCGGCUGAGACACUGUUCGGCGAAAGUUACGGCAGUGGAGGGACACCGUAUCGGAAGAGUCCUCCAGCUAGUUCCCUGGUUCGGGGAUCUUCGCUGGAAAGUGGGUCUAAGACCAUGUCAAUACCAGGAGAAAAAAGUGGGGGUGGAAGUGGAGGAUCGUCUGUGACAGGUAAAAGUCCACCGGCGAAAAAGCAAUACGAAAUGAAUUUGUAUUCCGAGUUGAAUGGCAGCGGAGGAACAAUGCGUUCACCGAAAGGAAUUCCCAUCAGGGAUUUCAAAUUCCGUCAAACGAUCGAUCCCCGGUGCAAGGAUCGAUCAGAUUACUAUAAUAUGAAAAACGAAUAUCUGUCGGAUCUAACGCGAAAACAGCAAAGUCAGGUGCUUUCAUCAUCUCCCGUUAAAAAGACUGCAAACUCGAGCAAUCAAUCGAUUAAUCAACUUUAUCAGAUUUAUAAAUCUCCUGUGCAAAGUAGCAAAUAUGAUGACGCUAGUACGAUAUUAGGCUCCGCAAACCAAAACCGUCAACGUUCAUUAUCGUUCACCGAAAACUACGAACUAAAGUCGCCGACGUCGAUCGAGGCUCAGCUGUUGAACAUUUGUCAAUCCAAGCCCACUCAACGGCCACAAAGUCAACCCAAAUCCACAUCACGAAAAGUGAUCACUUACAAACCGAAAAGCAUUCGAGCGAGAAACCUUCGCCGACUGAGCUACAAUCCCAUCAGUAUGAUCGAUAGUUCGUCAUCUAGCAGUGAAAGUGAACUGGAUCGAAACCACGCCCAAUCCGAGUGUGACAUUCGUUCGAAGAUAAACUCACGCCGAAGACGCCAGUACAUGCAACGGCGUUCGAACAGUAAUAGUGCCAGUAGUCAGGACAAACUUUACGGUUCGAAUGCUAGCAUCAAAAGCGCCCCUCAGUAUAACUACAACAGUGAUCGACAGUUCUACAACUACCCCUUCAACUACACCGAUUACGCAGACAAUGACGAUGACGAGAACAUCUACGACUUUGGACGAACGGUUCCGCCUCCGCCACCGCCAGCCAAGUACGCGAAUGAUCCGCCUCCGUCAUUUGCGAACAAACCCCUUGAGCGGGACUAUCUCUAUUCGGAGUUUGACGUUUCGAAGCUGACCGGUAAGAGUCCAACCACUCAAAGCUACUUCACUGCCCAGCAGCAGCAGCAGCCAAAGCAGGUUCAGAAAACAUCCAAUCCACUCCCGCCACAGAUUCCCGCACCGACGGCAGUGGCAACGGCAGCGGUUCAACCGCAGCUGAAAGUUCAACCUCAGCCCGGGUUUCAGUGGCCGGAGAAGAUUCACGGUGCCGUCGUCAAGCACAACGACAUGCUGUGGCGGCAGAAACAGCUCUACAGUGGUCCGGUCAGUUCCGGCGGUGGCACUGGUGUUACUCCCGCUGCUGGCACUGGAACCGGUGGCGUCGUCAUCAUCAAGGACAAUCGGUACUCAAGCGAAACCUCGUCCACCGAGACGGAUUCGGUUGAUUUUCGGCGUGAGUUUGUACCCAUCAUGCCACCCAGUCCGGCUCCAUGAGGGUAUCAGAAGGACGAGGUUAGGAUCGUGUGAUUGGCUUGGCGUGCAUUGAGUUGCAUGGCGAGGGAAUUGAAUCGAACCGGUCGCUGUGCUCCGCACUAGAUUGGUUGGAUUUGGUUUGGCUCUCGAUUGCGACGUCAUUGUAUACUUGAUAACAGCUCGUAAGUAAUACGUCAGCGUCAUUCGCUACUUUCUACCAUCGUCCUCAAUUUUUAGUUGCGAAAUUUAAUACGUAAUAGUACCAUUAAGGCGGUAUUGGGAGGCGUUAGUUAUGAGACCAUCCAGCCGGAAAAUAUUUGGCUCCCUCUCAAAAAAUUUGAUCGCGUGAUAAUUAUUUCGUAAAAUUCCUAAACGUGCGUUAACGUGGUUAAUUAUUAUCACUUACGAUAUUUCGGAGUUUUGACCGAAAUUCCGUCCUUCUCAACGGCCUUACCAUUCUCAGUUCUGGAAUGUUUGUUUGCUUUUCGAUUAGUCUGGGUGGACCCUCAGUUUGUCCAUCACCAUCAAAUUGAUGCUAGAUUGUUAGUUCAACAAUUUAAAGUGCAACACCCCUCUCUAGAGGCAGUGUUACGAUCACUGUCGCCAAUGCGAUAAUCAUGGGUUCUUCCUGGGACCUCAUAAUAGCCCAGGGAUAGCAUAAGGGUUUGUGCAUUGGGCCUGAGUCCCAAGGGUUGCAGGUUCAAUAUGAUAUGAAAUUCUAAUCUAGCUUCAUAAUACAAACUCAACUGGCUUGUUUCAAAUCGGUGUUCUGGUUUCUCCGCGAAGUCCUCAUCAUUACCUAGACUACUCUCUAGGUCUGGGCGUUGGCCUGUGAGUAUCUCUUGAUCAUUGGUCGGUCCCAGUCCCGUUCAAUCGUAUCGUCUGCAUCACCUUGUAAAUCCAUUUGGUCUUCAACGUCUUCCUUGUAAACAUGACUUCUGAGGAAGGUUGCUGAACGUCACCCUUAAGUCAGAAAACGAAUGUGAUUUGCCGUGUCACCAGCGCAACAAUUGAACCAGAACUCGAUCCAAUAUCUAGUAUAGCGUCCUGUAGAAGUUUUUCGACUGCAGGCUUGGAUGAUCAAGGACUCUCUUCAUUCAACUAGUAGCCUUGAGGUGUGUGGACUUUCAGCAGAAGGUGUGUUUUCUCCUGUUAGAU
Topomyia yanbarensis is the source of this 6070-nucleotide messenger RNA. RefSeq names its product activated Cdc42 kinase-like (gene Ack-like). The record is from RefSeq and is a predicted model, not a curated record. Gene Ontology annotation, molecular function: protein binding; protein tyrosine kinase activity; ATP binding. The coding region runs from base 584 to 4933 and encodes 1449 amino acids. The transcript has 8 exons. Lineage: Eukaryota; Metazoa; Arthropoda; Insecta; Diptera; Culicidae. Gene Ontology annotation, biological process: protein phosphorylation.